AUGUUGUCUCUCAGAAAAAUCUUGAUGAAAAAGCUCAAAUCCUCCUUCGAAAAGGAAGGUGGAAAUGGGAAAGGCAAUACAAGUAACUUAAGGGUUAAGACAGCAAUCAACGAAGAAUACAAAGAAGCGUUUAGGACAAAGUCUUACACAGAAUUUUUUGACAAGAUUCAAAGCCAACUCGAAUCAAGAGCAGUUCUUGAAGCCGGCGCCACCUCUCUCUCGUCCUCUUCGUCGUCGUCGCCACCGGAGCACCUCCAUUUAUCGGAGUAUUUGGUGGAGCCCCGCCGCGAAACCCUAGUUUCGAUCUCCAAAUACCACCAUCUCCUCACCGAUUACUUCGACACGAGCCUAGAAGCAGGCAGAAUCUGUGAAUCGAUCCUCGAGAAAAUCUACCAAGUUCGCGUCGAUUAUCACGCCAUACGGAGCUCGAUCGAGCCAGAACCAGACAACAAUACCCACUCCCGACUCUUGAAAACCCUAGCCUCGUUCGCCCUCCACGGAGACCCCUUCGCCUCCAUGACACCGCAGAAAUUCAACAACCUCCACGAAAACCACCAACGCUUUCUCCAUCGGCUCACAUCAAAACGCGCAAAAACGAAGAAACGCAAGAAGCUCACUAAGUUCAUCAAGAGGGCACUGGCGAUCACAGGGUGCGGAGCACUGGCCCUCGCUCUUUUGCUCCUCGUGGUGCACGGGGCGGCGGGCGUGGUGGCAGCGCCCGUGCUGGUGGUGUCGAGUUUGGUGCUCUUCGACAGGCGGGGGAAGGAAGAGGCGAAGGGGAAACAGCAGGGAGGGGUGGAGGCGCAGCUCGAUGCUGCAGCGAGAGGUGUGUAUAUACUGAUCAACGAUUUUGACAUGAUGAGCCGGCUGGUGCAGAGGUUGCGCGAUGAAAUGGAGCAUAGGAAGUUCGCGGCCGGGGUUUGUGUGAGGAAGGGGAAGAAGGAGGCGUUGAAGGAGGUGGUUCGGGAUGAGUUAGGGUUUCUCGAACAGUUGGAGGAGCUCGAGAAACAGAUAUAUUUGUGUUUUCUCGACAUAAAUCGAUCGAGAAAGCUGCUUAUACAAGAACUGGAUAAGUGA
Messenger RNA from Salvia hispanica, 1077 nucleotides. Its product is annotated as transmembrane protein (DUF677). Lineage: Eukaryota; Viridiplantae; Streptophyta; Magnoliopsida; Lamiales; Lamiaceae. The record is from RefSeq and is a predicted model, not a curated record.